Mytilus trossulus (common blue mussel) is the source of this 1713-nucleotide messenger RNA. RefSeq names its product basic salivary proline-rich protein 3-like. The coding region runs from base 85 to 1530 and encodes 481 amino acids. The record is from RefSeq and is a predicted model, not a curated record. NCBI's taxonomy places the organism in Eukaryota, Metazoa, Mollusca, Bivalvia, Mytilida, Mytilidae. The transcript is spliced from 6 exons.
GAAUAAUGCAAGUUUAAAGUCAACACAAAUCUCCAUUGUAGUAUAAAACUAGAGAAGUUUCUCUUGUGAUCACCAGAGAUCAAAAUGAAACUAACAUUAGUAGUUGUCCUUUUAGGUUUCCUGUGCAUUUCACAAGCCUAUUCUAGGGAGGAGGAAGAAUCUUUUUUGGAAUGGAUAGUUGAUCAAGCAAGGAAAGAACAAAACGAUAAUGACAGACCAAGACCUUCAGGGCAACCAGAAAAAGAUGGACCAAGACCCUCUGGACGACCUCCAAUGAAGGGAAAGAAUGGAAAAGGACAAAAACCAGAAGAGAGAGAACUUGAGGGUGACAGACCAAGACCAAGUGGACAACCAGAAAUGGAUGGACCAAGACCCUCUGGAAGACCUCCAAUGAAAGGAAAGGGAAGAAAAGGACCAAAACCAGAAGAGAGAGAACUUGAUGGUGACAGACCAAGACCUUCAGGACAACCAGAAAUGGAUGGACCAAGACCCUCUGGACGACCUCCAAUGAAAGGAAAGGGAGGAGAUGGACCAAGACCCUCUGGACGACCUCCAAUGAAAGGAAAGGGAAGGAAAGGUCCAAAACCAGCAGAGAGAGAACUUGACGGUGACAGACCAAGACCAACUGGGCAACCAGAAAGAGAUGGACCAAGAUCAUCUGGAAGACCACAAAUGAGAGGUCAAACUCCCAAAAAGGGAAAAGGUCCGGAUACUCGACCAUCAGAAAAUAAUCUUGACGAAAUGCUACGUGAACUUGAACUUGACAUUGAAGAGUUAGAAGAACAAAAUAAUAUUGGUAGACCAAGACCCUCUGGACAACCAGAUAGAGAUGGACCAAGACCCUCUGGACGACCUCCAAUGAAAGGAAAGGGAAGACAAGGGCAAAAACCAGUAGAGAGAGAACUUGACGGUGACAGACCAAGACCAAGUGGACAACCAGAAAUGGAUGGACCAAGACCCUCUGGAAGACCUCCAAUGAAAGGAAAGGGAAGAAAAGGACCAAAACCAGAAGAGAGAGAACUUGAUGGUGACAGACCAAGACCAAGUGGGCAACCAGAAAGAGAUGGACCAAGACCCUCUGGAAGACCUCCAAUGAAAGGAAAGGGAGGAGAUGGACUAAGACCCUCUGGACGACCUCCAAUGAAAGGAAAGGGAAGGAAAGGUCCAAAACCAGCAGAGAGAGAACUUGACGGUGACAGACCAAGACCAACUGGGCAACCAGAAAGAGAUGGACCAAGAUCAUCUGGAAGACCACAAAUGAGAGGUCAAACUCCCAAAAAGGGAAAAGGUCCGGAUACUCGACCAUCAGAAAAUAAUCUUGACGAAAUGCUACGUGAACUUGAACUUGACAUUGAAGAGUUAGAAGAACAAAAUAAUAAUGGAAGACCAAGACCCUCUGGACAACCAGAAAGAGAUGGACCAAGACCCUCUGGAAGACCUCCAAUGAAAGGAAAGGGAGGAGAUAGACCAAGACCAUCUGGACGACCUCCAAUGAAAGGAAAGGGAAGAAAAGGUUCAAAACGCAUUUAAAGGAUAAUCGACCGAUGUUAUCGUUGGUGGAUGAACAUGUGUUUACAGCAGCAACCAUUUUUAAAAUUUUGAAAUGUUAGUGAACAUUUUCCCAUUACAUUAUGUACUUUUGUAAUUAGCAUGUACUAUCAUUGUGAAAUAAUUUAAUUUCAAAUAACUUCUCUUAUUAAAGUUUUAGCACAA